CCUGCUCGGCCCGGGCGCUGAGUCUGAGGCCCCGCCAGCCGGGCCGGGGCUGGGCUCUGCGGCGCCCAGUCUGGGGGUCAACUGUUCCAACCGCUGCAACUGUCCCUUUCCCGAACUGGUCCGAGCUGUGACCCACCAGGGUUGCUUGCGAGGGAGCAAGUACAGCGGCUUCCAGAUGUGGUCUGUCCCGGGGUGGAGACGGAGGCCGGGACGUGGCACAGUGGGUCAGGGCACUGGUGGCGCAAGGAGUGGCUGGCUCAGUCGGAGGUGGCAGCGCGCACCCAGCCUACACCCUUCAGCCUCCGCAGAACCUCUUCAGCUGCUUUCUUGAUCAUGGAUGGUGAAGAUAUACCAGAUUUUUCAAGUUUAAAGGAAGAAACUGCUUAUUGGAAGGAGCUUUCCUUGAAGUAUAAGCAAAGCUUCCAGGAAGCUCGGGAUGAGCUAGUUGAAUUCCAGGAAGGAAGCAGAGAAUUAGAAGCAGAGUUGGAGGCACAAUUAGAACAGGCAGAGCAAAGAAAUAGAGACCUGCAAGCUGAUAACCAAAGAUUGAAAUAUGAAGUGGAGGCAUUAAAGGAGAAACUAGAACAUCAGUACGCACAGAGCUACAAGCAGGUUUCUGUAUUAGAAGAUGAUUUAAGUCAGACCAGGGCCAUUAAGGAGCAGUUGCAUAAGUAUGUAAGAGAGCUGGAGCAGGCCAAUGAUGACCUAGAGCGAGCAAAAAGAGCAACAAUAGUUUCACUGGAAGACUUUGAACAAAGGCUAAAUCAGGCCAUUGAAAGAAAUGCAUUUUUAGAAAGUGAACUUGAUGAAAAGGAAUCUUUGUUGGUUUCUGUACAGCGGUUAAAGGAUGAAGCAAGAGAUUUAAGGCAAGAACUAGCAGUUCGGGAAAGACAACAGGAAGUGACCCGAAAGUCGGCUCCUAGUUCUCCGACUCUGGACUGUGAGAAGAUGGAUUCUGCUGUCCAGGCUUCUCUCUCCUUGCCGGCUACGCCUGUUGGCAAAGGAACAGAAAACAGUUUUCCUUCCCUAAAAGGAGCUGCCAUCAUCAAAGGUGAUGUUCCAGCUAUACCAAAUGGUUUUGGAACCAGUCCACUAACUCCUUCGGCUAGGAUAUCAGCACUAAACAUUGUGGGGGAUCUCUUACGGAAAGUAGGGGCUUUAGAAUCCAAGUUAGCAGCUUGCAGGAAUUUUGCAAAGGACCAAGCAGCACGAAAAUCUUAUAUUUCAGGGAAUGUUAACUGUGGAGUGAUGAAUAGCAAUGGCACAAAGUUCACUCGAUCAGGGCACACGUCUUUCUUCGACAAAGGGGCAGUAAACGGCUUUGACCCAGCUCCUCCUCCUCCUGGUCUGGGGUCCUCACGUCCGUCAUCAGCACCGGGUAUGCUGCCUCUCAGUGUGUGAGUGCCCGGCCUCCGGGUGGAGGCUCCUGCCCUCCUCCAACAACCCAGGACACCCACACCUCACCCUUCGGUGCCUGGGCCCAGCCCUGUGUCCCUCUUCCUGCCUCCCCAUGGCUGGCAGAGGGCAGGCUGCAUGCAGUGGUGGCUGCUGGGCCUUGCCCAGCUCCAGGACUCUGCGCGAUCUCAAUACUGGCUAUUUUCUCUUCUCGCCGUAGUGCCGUUGGUUUCACAUGAUUGCACUUUUGUGGGUCACAAGGUGAUACAUAUGUGUAUUACUGGGUCACUGGAUGCAGAAGUACCCGUUCAUCAUACCUGCCUCAUAGCCCCCACUCUGCUGUGCUGAUAGGAUUUAGUUGUGUUUAGGACAUUGCAGAUCUCUAAAAGUUCUUAACCCAAAUCAGGUUAAUGUGUGCCCUCCUCCUGAGCUCCCACCUAAGCAUCUUCAGUGCUCAUAAUCAUGUGUCCCCAGUUCCACCCUUAUAGUUUGGGCCUGUUUCUGGCAAAGAGUCAGGAAGGUCACUGAAUUCCGGAACAUCGUCUGCACCUUCUCAUUUUACAUAAGCAGUCACCAUUCCAUAUACUUGCCUCCCAAAGCAGCGAAAUGCCUGUCUGAGCCAUGGGUGGCAGGAGCCUCCAGGGCCUGGGCACUCCUAAGGCUAAGCCUCUGUGUUGCCUCCUCUUCCACGUGCCUCAGACUCAGGGGAGGUAGGUGGCAACCUCCUCUCCAGCUUUCUGGUCCUUCAGUUGAGUGAUAUUUUCAGAUUUUUGUUUUCACAUCUGAGGGUCCAUUCAGUUGUGUAGGGAAGAAUUGGGUGGCCUAAUUCUGGGGGCUGGUGAUGCCAGUUCCUAGGGGCAGACUGACCAAAAGUGGUUGUCCCUGUGCAUCCUUUGAUUACUCUCAUGCUGCAUUUACUGUUUACAUUUGUUUCAUUGUACAUAGGUUUGUAAACAUUAUUGCCUAAGAUAUUUGUAUAUAACUUGGGCUUUGUAGCUUUUAUUUAUUCAGAAUUCAUAUGGCAUGUUAAUGACUUAUGAUGGUGUCCUACUCUGGGCAGCUGUAUAGGAUCAUCAUGUGGUUAAAAAAAAUACUUCCUCUCCUCCCCCAAAAAUCUUUUAAUGUGGAAACAAUAAAUUUCACAGAAAAAAGGAUUGAAGUUGGUUUAUUGGGUUCCUGCCAUCCAGUGAGAGAGGAGCUAGAGCAUAGAAAGCCAAAUUCCAGUGAUUCUUCUGUUUUGACAUGGGACGUGCAGUUGGACAGCAACCGUGGAAUGGGACAAAGAAGGUUCAAGGGGCGUCAGGAGGUGUCUUAUACAUUGAGGAGGCUUGUUUAUGCCAAUUCUUGGUGCAGGUUUCCAGUUCUGUGUGACUUCCAGGGGGCAUCCUGGGAAUGGCCCAGGCUCCAUGUGAAAAUUUGGGUUAAGGACCAGGACUUUGGGGGAAGGAAUUUGGCAGAUCAUGGAAUAAGUGGGAUAGAUGUGGAAGCUGGUCCUUCAGCUGUGCUGCAUUGACAGGAUUGUGUGACAAAUGUUGUAGUUCCGAGAUUAGAGGUCACUUGGAUCUGGGUUUCUCAUAUUUCCACAGGUUGAUGCUAGCAAGUGAGAGAAGGUGCCAGAUGUUUGAUAGCAAGCCACAAAGAAACACUGAGGAAUGUAAUGUGUAAACUGUGGGUCUGUAUGACGGCAUCAGAUUCUGAACACUGAUUGUUUAUAGCAGCGUAAACAAAUAGCAUGCUUUCAUAUAGUUUUGAAACUAUAGAGGAAUGAAAAUUGAGUCAAAUUUUUGAGUGAAUAAGAAACAGGAUACACUUUUGAGCAUUUCUGUCUAUUAACAUAUGGGUAGGACUAUUAUAUUCAUUGUUCCUGGAGAUUUUUGUCCUAAGAAGCCUCAUUGAGAGACAUUGUAAUGGUGUGUGUGCUGUGCCCAGCCAUGCUGGCAGAGUGGUGGAAAAGAAAACUUUUUUUUUGGUACCGGGGAUUGAACUUGGGUCCUUGUUCUUGUGCAGCAGGUGGCGAAACCACUGAGCUAAAUCCCCGGCCCAAAAAGAAAACUCUUAAGGCUUUUAUUGAUGUGCUACUUACUACUUACUGUUUGCCUCUCUAGCUAAAAGUUGUCUUUGAGUGGGGUAUCUUCAUAGGGGUGUCUGUUGCCUGGUUGUCACUGAGACCUCAGGAAUGAGCCCUGAGCUGGGGUCCACUUGGUGAUCUUCCCGCCUCUAAGUGGCCAAUCUUCCUGGUGGUAAAGCCUAGCCUCUUGCCGCCAUACAUUUUCAUUUCACCCACCGGUCCCAUCCCUUGCUCCCAAAAUGUCUUCUUCAAUCGGAGUAGGAGCCAGUAUUCUACUUCUUUUUAGCCCAGUGUGGCCAGAAAACUACACCCACCAUCUCAGUGGCCAGAAGCCUAAGCUGGGCCCUUGAGUUGCAGUGAGGUGGGCAUGUGAGAACUGUGUAGGAUUGGUCUGAGCACAGGAUAGCUGGUUUUCCCUCAGUUGGCAGAAGGGACUGUGUGCCCAAGGCUGGACAUGGCUGAGCUCACACAGCUGGCUCACAGCAAAGACAGGAGUGGAAGUGGGCCCAGUGCCUAUCUGCUGUGCCUUUCUAACCCUGAGGUGACACUGGCUGCACUCCCAGUCUGCCCGGUCUCUUAGGAGAUGAGUGGGUUUUGAAGGGUUGGAAAUGAUGAGCUGUGGGGCCAGCACAGCUUUGCAGCAGGAGGAAUCCAGUAGCACCACCCCUCUUCUCCACAUCUUGCUCUUGAUGGGCCAUGUCCACUCUACUCUUACAAGCCAUCCUAGAGGUAAUGUUAGCACCUCCUGAGAGUUGAGGUGGAAACUGGCAAUGCUGGGAAAUUUGGGAGGGGAGACCUACGGUGCAGCCACAGCUUGAGAGGGCACUCUGUAGCCAACUUACAUUUUUCCCCCCACCAAAACUGAGAGCAACCAGCCUGGGUGCAGGAGGAAACAAGCAGACAGUUGAUUUCUCUGCUUGCCUAGAAGUUGCUAAGAUCAGCCUUUUUACUUUCCAGCUUUUAUACUGGGUGAAUUAUUUUUCUCUAUUUUCCCCCAAAGGUUAAAACAAAUCUAAAAUAUAAGCUUGGUCUUUAAUAUAAAUGUUACUUCUUUCUUAAAAACAAGUGCAGGGAGAGGAGUGGUCAUCUUUGUAAAUAAUUUUCCUAUGACUUAUCUGCAAAGUGGUCCCAUGAGUAUUAAAAAUAAAACAUAGGGGAAUAUAAUAGCUCUUUAAAUUUUAAAGAAAAACAAUGGAGUAAAUAUGAAUGUAACAGACUUCCUUUAUAAGAUAGUAUAUUUGAAGAGGCAAAUCUGAAAACAAAUCAGUGCCUGUAUGGGGGACGAAUUGGGGUUUGUGCUGUGAUUUUAUGAUUUGGGGUCUGACUGUGCAUCUGCAUCCACAGUUGUAUUUCCUAUCAGCUCUGUAGGAAGCCUUUCCCAAGGGAAAGGUAAAGCAUACUGAGCACAAGUUUGUCACUUGUGAGGUGUUUUCUAAUGAGGUGUCAGGUGCCAUCUGCACUAACAUACAGCUCAUAGAUUCUGUGUGGACUAUGACUGUGGUGAAGGCCUGGCAGGAGGGUGAUGGGUUACCUUGUGCAGGGCUAGUGGCCAGGACAUAGGUUUUCUGGAACACGCUCAAGUAAACUAUUGAACGAGUGAUGGCUUGGUGAGGAUCUGGGCCCUGCUGCUCUCUGUAGUAGAGGAUGGAGCUAAGAUACACUUGUUUUGGUUCAAAAAGGUGAUUAACUAGAAAAAAAAUCAGCAUUAAUCCCACUGGCACUUAGAAUCCCACACUUUUAUGACACUGUUUUUACUGUUAUUCUCUUCUUCAAUCAAACUGACAGUAUGAUAAGGUGUGAAAACUCCUACUUCUUGGAUAAUACUCCAUGGGAGUAAGGACAAAUAAAAUAAAUUUCUAUAGCAGUGAUAACAUUGGCUGAUGCUAGGGAAAGGUGAGAAUGACUUAGUGUGGAAUACUGCAGAGACUCACGAGUAUGCAGCCAUGCUAAUAUACAAGACUGGAAAUGUCCAGUGGGGAGAGGACACAAACUGGAAGUCUUAAAAUCAAAAAUGAAAGGGAAAGGAUGCAGAUGGCUUACUAUCUGUGGUUGUAGUUCCCCAGUUAUUUAAAAAAACUGGCUUAAGUAGUAACACAUUUUCCUUCAUCAACAAGUUGGACUGAAGUCGUGCUAAGAAGUUCCAAGAUCUUUGAUCAGCAGCAUAAGGCAGUGGCUCUCUGACCUGCCCAGUGACUAGCUGUCACUGCUGGGGAAAUACUUAAGAGAUUCUCAGGUUUCCUUAGCCCCAGCCUCCUGAGCAGAGAGCUGUUUCCUAGAAUCCCAGAUACCAGCAGUUAGAACGCACAUGUUUAUUUUGUCAACAAUUAAGAAAAAUGAGCUAAUUAAAAGUAUGAAAAUGCUUAUCGUUAGACUUUUUAUAAAGAGCUUUUAGACUGCUUUAGGCAGAUUUUCAUCCUAUCACAUUCAUAUACAAAAAGAACAAGCAAGAGAGAUUCCUGAAACUUCACAUUUUGAGUCCAAUGUUUUGAACCACCUUGUGACCCAGAGCUGUCAUCAUCCAUGUUCCUGAGCAGUGCUGUUGUCUGUGCCAUGUUGAGUGUUGGUGACACUGUGGCAUUCCCAAAAAGCAUAUUCUACUAUUGGCUCCAGAAUUUUUUCUAAGGUACUGACUCUGACUCCCACUCUACAAGUUUUGAUGCUGUGCUUAAUUUUACCAGGAGCGAGGCAAUGACCUCAUCUCAGCUGCCACCUACUGACACCGAUUGUGAUACAUGAGGUUUGGGGCAUUUUAUCUGUGUAAUACUGGUUUUUUUUUGGUACCGGGGAUCAAACUCAGGUCCUUGCGCUUGCGCAGCAGGUGGUGGAACUGCUGAGCUAAGUACCUGGCCCCAGUGAUGUACUCUUUUUGAUUGUUUCGUGUACAUUUCAGACAGGGAUUAAGACACUUCACAUGAUGUGCUGGAUUCCCACAUGACAGGUAGCUACCAAAGGAAUGGACUACAAGGCCUGGUCCUCACAGCUGACACAGGAUAGCAUUUUAUUAAACAUUCAAGGUUUGGGAAAGCGCUUGGUGCAUAUUGUCCCAGAAAGGUGGUGAGGGAAGAGGACUUUUGUGUCUCUCCCAGUGAUGAGGCAGCCUAUAAAUAGUCUCCCUUCAGGUCUCAGCCAGACUAGGGGAAGAGGAGCCAUCAUCUCCCUUUCCAGAGUCCAACCUGUUCUGGCUGUUAUCUUCUGAGAGGUGAGGGCAGGGCAGGAAGGGUUGGUUCCUAGAGCUCUUUUCUUCUCUAGUCUUGACAGAGACAUGCCUUGGCAACACUGGCUUCAAGGGGCAGAGAUAAGGGUUAGGGUCAGUUACACCCAGAGCCAUAGAGUGUGCUGGCCAGUACAGCACCUUGGCUUUAUGGCCCAUUUCAUCUUAGCUGAGGUUUGUGGGUACUGGGGAGACUGGUGACAGAAGAAACUAUAGUGUGUUCUAGAAUCUUUCAAAUGCGUUUUGGAAGUGAAACCUCAGGCUAAUAGGCUAGAAAUAGGUGUUAGCCCCAUUGAACCAGUGUUUUAAAAAAAAGUCUUAGGAUGUGGCAAGGGCAGGGAGUUCACAAAACAUCUUUGAGGUAAAACCCCAACACUUCAUCUAAACCUCCUGCCUGGGGGUUCUACACUUGUGGAGGGAAAUUGGCCAGCUUCUUUGGCUUUUUGGCACACUCAAAGACAGCCUGCCAUAAAACUGUCUUCCUUGAGCUCUAAAUGCCCUGUGGGGUUUUAUAAACUACCUUUUCUAAGGUCUGACGUGGUGGUUUGUUUAGUGAAGAAAGGUUCUUUUAUGUUAUUGUCUUUGUGUAGUCAGGAACUGGAAUCAGUAAGCUGAGUAUUUAGGGUACUAGAUGUGGAUACUGGUCAAGCUAGCCAUUAGGAAAGAAUUCUGAGACUGGCCUUUAAGUCCAUAAACUCCUGGAUAUAGGGAUAAAGUAGCUGAAACACCAGAACUUCAGUUCAUCUUUUUUCUAUGGUUGUGACAUAGCAAAGAGCACUUUUGUCCAUUUCUCACAUCCUUGCCACUGCCAAGAAGCCUAGACAUGCACCUCUUCCCAGGUGUGUCUAGGCUUACCCCAGGACCAGCCUAGCCUAAGAAUGUUGUGGAGUAAGAAGUCAGCACUCUGAUCUCAUGCUCUCCUGGGGUUUCUCUCCAACCCCAGCUGGACUACAGUGGUGAAACUGUCCUUGGGGAGCCACUGAAUCCUCCCCAAAGUGUUUUCAAAACACAUCCUAUUUGAAAAUGCAGCUUGAAACUUCUUGGACCUCUUAAAAAUCCAAUGAUGUGCUUCACUGGCUGAUGAACAAACCCUCCUAGAUCGCUCCCUUGGCAGUUGGGUCUUCAGCACUAUUUGCCUUCAGGUGUCCUUUCCCUCCCCGAGUGUCCACACACUAGGAAUCCACAGGUGAGAACAGGACUUUGAGCCACAUUUGCCUGGAGAAUUAGUCUGCUAUUUAACAAGUUUCUGGGAGAAUCCAGUGGGCCUGGUAUCAUCAUUCGAGUCUGUGGAGCUAACCCCCCUCCGGUCAGGUCACAGAUGGGAAACAGAACAGAAGGUGAGAAAACGAAUUUCAUGUUCACAUGAUUAUUCUUGUUUAUUGAGGUCUGUUUAUUCUCAACGGGUGCUUUUUCCUCCAAGUAAACAGAGCAGGCGUAAAUAUCUAUAAUGAAUAAAUUUAUUGUCUUACAAAAAUCAUUGUCUAGAAAUAUGGGAAUACAAGAAAAGA
This is a messenger RNA of Heterocephalus glaber (naked mole-rat), 8182 nucleotides long. It is a transcript of the gene Ndel1, whose product is annotated as nudE neurodevelopment protein 1 like 1. Lineage: Eukaryota; Metazoa; Chordata; Mammalia; Rodentia; Bathyergidae. The record is from RefSeq and is a predicted model, not a curated record. Gene Ontology annotation, molecular function: microtubule binding. Gene Ontology annotation, cellular component: kinesin complex; centrosome; kinetochore. Gene Ontology annotation, biological process: vesicle transport along microtubule; establishment of mitotic spindle orientation; mitotic centrosome separation.